CGGAUGGCGCUGGGGGCGGCCUGCUGGUGGAGGUGAGCUGUGGGGCUGCCGCCUCCCGCGCCCGCUGGUCGCCUGAUGGUGCGGGCCGCGGCCGCCAGGCCCCGCUCGGAUCGGCGGCGCUGAGCGCCCGGGCCGCGUGCACCAUGUCGUCGGGUCUCCGCGCCGCCGACUUCCCCCGCUGGAAGCGCCACAUCGCGGAGGAGCUGAGGCGCCGGGACCGGCUGCAGAGACAGGCUUUCGAAGAGAUCAUCCUGCAGUAUAACAAGUUGCUGGAAAAGUCAGACCUUCAUUCAGUGCUGGCCCAGAAGCUACAAGCAGAAAAGCCGGACAUACCCAACAGGCACGAGAUAAGUCCCGGACAUGAUGGUGCGUGGAGUGAUGGCCAACUGCAGGAAAUGGCCCAGCUGAAGAUGAGACACCAGGAAGAGCUGACUGAGCUGCACAAGAAGCGUGGGGAGUUAGCUCAGCUGGUGAUUGACCUGAAUAACCAGAUGCAGCAGAAGGACAGGGAGAUGCAGAUGAAUGAAGCAAAGAUUGCAGAAUGCUUGCAGACGAUCUCUGACCUGGAGACGGAGUGCCAAGAACUGCGCAGUAAGCUGCAAGACCUCGAGAGAGCCAACCAGACCCUGAAGGAUGAAUAUGAUGCCCUGCAGAUCACUUUCACUGCCUUGGAGGAGAAGCUUCGGAAAACUUCGGAGGAGAACCAGGAGCUGGUCACCAGGUGGAUGGCCGAGAAGGCCCAGGAAGCCAAUCGCCUCAAUGCAGAGAAUGAAAAGGAUUCAAGGAGGCGGCAAGCCCGGCUGCAGAAAGAGCUUGCGGAAGCAGCGAAGGAGCCUCUGCCGGUCGAACAGGAUGAUGACAUUGAAGUCAUCGUGGAUGAAACCUCUGACCACAUUGAGGAGACCUCUCCCAUGCGAACCAUCAGUAGAGCGGCCACUAAGCGACUCUCGCAGCCUGCUGGAGGCCUUCUGGAUUCUAUCACUAAUAUCUUUGGGAGGCGCUCUGUCUCUUCCUUCCCGGUUCCCCAGGAAAAUGCAGAUACUCAUCCUGGUUCUAGUAAAGAAGUGAGGGUCCCAACAACUGCAGUGUGUGUCUUUGAUGCUCAUGAUGGGGAGGUCAACGCUGUGCAGUUCAGUCCUGGCUCCCGGCUGCUGGCCACAGGAGGCAUGGAUCGGAGGGUGAAGCUUUGGGAAGUGUUCGGAGACAAGUGUGAGUUCAAGGGUUCCCUCUCCGGCAGUAACGCAGGAAUUACGAGCAUUGAAUUUGAUAGUGCUGGAUCUUACCUUCUAGCAGCGUCAAAUGAUUUUGCAAGCCGAAUCUGGACGGUGGACGAUUCUCGGUUACGGCACACACUCACGGGACACAGCGGCAAAGUGCUGUCUGCCAAGUUCCUGCUGGACAACGCGCGGAUUGUUUCUGGAAGUCAUGACCGGACCCUCAAACUCUGGGACCUGCGCAGCAAAGUCUGCAUAAAGACAGUGUUUGCAGGAUCCAGCUGCAACGAUAUUGUCUGCACAGAGCAGUGCGUAAUGAGUGGCCAUUUCGACAAGAAAAUCCGUUUCUGGGACAUCCGGUCAGAGACCAUCAUCCGAGAAAUGGAGCUGUUGGGGAAGAUUACUGCCCUGGACUUAAACCCGGAAAGAACGGAACUUCUGAGCUGCUCCCGAGACGACCUGCUAAAAAUUAUCGAUCUCCGGGUCAGCGCGGUCAGGCAGACGUUCAGUGCACCUGGGUUCAAGUGCGGCUCUGACUGGACGAGAGUCGUGUUCAGCCCUGAUGGCAGUUACGUGGCAGCGGGCUCGGCGGAGGGCUCUCUCUAUGUCUGGAGUGUGCUUUCUGGCAAAGUGGAGAAGGUCCUUUCAAAGCAUCACAGCUCCUCAAUCAACGCGGUGGCGUGGUCCCCUUCCGGUUCCCACGUCGUCAGUGUGGACAAGGGAAGCAAAGCCGUGCUGUGGUCGGAAUACUGACAGCGCCUCCUAGCGGGAGCAGGUCCGGAGCUGGAGAAGCACUCGGCCGCGGCUCGGUCCUGGCAGGUGGCCUGCUGGGGCAGCUUUGACCUCCAGAGAAGAGCGGAGCCAGCUGGCUUUCCUUCGAACAGGACUUGUGAGGAUUGGGGCUGCAGUCUCUGGUGACCUGGAGGAAGGACACUGAAAAGCGCCUGCCACUGCGUCACCUGGCAGAGGCUGCCUCCGUUCUGUGGGAAACACUACUAGCUCUGACCUUGCCUACCUCAGCGGCGGGCAGCGCAGGCUCCGUGCACGGCGGCGCCCACCCACAGUGCCCGCGCGGGGCUCUCCCACCGUCCCUCUAGGCGGUCCUGGCCCGACGCGUGUCCUGUCGCCUUGGGGUCAUUUCCCAGUGAACUAGCUUUAAUCAUUGGAUUAACAGAAACCCAAACAGGAUUACCCCUGUCCUCAGGGAGCCCGUGGGGACUGCCCUGGUUUCCAGGGAGACCUGGGGCUGCGGUCCUUCCUGCUGGUUCGUCUGUUAUUCCCAAGCUCUUAUUUCUGAUCUCUGAUUAUGGUUGGAAUUUCCUUAGGUUCUUGGAAAGCAACCGUUCUUCCAAGCUCCUGGUUCUACAUAUCUGUUCCUUAGUCAAGACAUAACUCAAAUUGGUUAAAAAUAUUUUUUUGAGAGGAAGUGCAAAAACCCUUUCUCCAGAGAAGUGCGUGAGCUGCAGGACUGGGUGUCCUCCUGGACCCAUCUGUCCCUUCCCAGACCGUGGGUGCACCCCGCAGUCUUAGCGCCCAGCAGCUGGGGGCUCGGAUGCAUCCGGGGAGCUGGCACCUCCCGGUCUCUGCCCUGUGCCAAGCCCACGCAGUCCCUUCGGUGCGGGAGCACAGGAAGCCCGUCCGGAGGCGAGGAGUGACUGUCCCUCCGUCUCAGGAGCUGAUGAAGGCCGAGGAAACUGGCCUGGGCAUUUUUCUUUUCAAGCGUUUAUCUUUCCCAUUUUACCUGUGUAUAAAAUUUUGGUUCCUCAAGUGACUGAAACGCCAAUAUUUUUAUCACUUUCUAAUUUGCACUUUAUUGGUUUCCUCCCUUACUCGCUCUCUGGACAGCUGUGGCGAGUCUGAAGCUGGGCGCGGGCGCGGCUCCCUCCCUCGUGCCUGCCCUCACCUGCCCUUUCGGUUUGCCGUCCAGAGAGCUGGGUUGAGGGGCUGAAAUUCACAGGCCAGGGCACAUCUUUAUUUAU
Molossus molossus (Pallas's mastiff bat) is the source of this 3193-nucleotide messenger RNA. It is a transcript of the gene ATG16L1, whose product is annotated as autophagy related 16 like 1. Lineage: Eukaryota; Metazoa; Chordata; Mammalia; Chiroptera; Molossidae. Gene Ontology annotation, molecular function: G protein-coupled receptor binding. Gene Ontology annotation, cellular component: photoreceptor inner segment; autophagosome membrane; photoreceptor outer segment. The coding region runs from base 144 to 1967 and encodes 607 amino acids. Gene Ontology annotation, biological process: signal transduction; autophagosome assembly; G protein-coupled receptor internalization. The transcript is spliced from 18 exons. The record is from RefSeq and is a predicted model, not a curated record.